GUGUUUUCUUUUCGGGUUGCUGUUUUGGGGUUCUAAAAAUAUAUAAUUUCACUAUUCCAUCAGAGUUUACCCCCCUAAAGAAUGUCUUUAAAUGGAUUGAAGCGGAUAUUCAACAUUACACCGGCAAACGCAUUUGCUUAUUUCGUAGGCCAAACCCCAGACAGACGAAUAACUUUCCAAUCGUACAACGAUAUGCUGGAGUUAGAAGAGAAAUACACGUAUCGAAGACCUGAGUUUCUUCAACUCGAUGAAGAGUCGGAGCAAGCAUCAGCAGAUCACGAGGCUAGACCUAUACUUAUACCCCACAGAGAACUACCUCUUAAUGCCGGCUAUGCUGAGACUAUAAAUGCUGGCAAGACAUUGCACAAGAAUGAAGACCAAGCACUUGCUGGAAUGUUCUGUUUGAACGUUGAUCUACAAAAUGUGACAAAUGAAAACACAGAUACAGAAAAAGAAGAAAACACAUCUGAGCUUAGAAUCAAGAUUCCAUAUGCCUGUUUUGGUGUAUUUGAUGGGCAUGCAGGGGAAGGAGCCAGUUUAAUGGCAGUCAAUACACUACAUAUUCACAUCAUGGAAAAACUCUCUGCUGUCAAAGACCUUUUAGCCUGUGGGACAGAUGAAAAGCUUACCCAGUCUCCUAUCCUAACUGAAGCUGUUGUUUCAUCCAUAACUAUUGAUAAACUAAUAAUAGGGGCAUUAGAGGAAGCAUUUUUUGAAAUGGAUGAGCAAAUAAGGCGAGAAAGAUUGACUUACAAAAUAGAUGGGGGAUGUACUUCCAAUGUUGCUUUAUUUAUUGGUGAAAAACUGUAUGUGGCAAAUGCUGGGGAUUCCAGAGCAAUCGUUUCCCAAAAAGGUAAAUUGAUACCCCUUUCAUAUGACCACACCCCUGAGACAGACAGACAGAGGUUACAGCUUAUAGCUUUUCAAAAACCACAGUUACUGGGUAGUGAAUUUGGAAGACUUGAAUUCCAACACAGAGCAAGAAAAAAGUAUAUUGGCCAAAAACUGUUGUACAGAGACAGGCACAUGACUGGCUGGGCACAAAAAGUGGUGGUAGAAGAAGAUACCCAAAAAUUCCCCAUGAUAACAGGAGAGGGGAAAAAGUCUCGACUGUUAGAUACUAUUGGUACAACAAGAGGAUUUGGUGAUCAUGACCUCAAAGUACCUUACAAUGGUUUAGAAAUCAAGCCUUUCCUGACUCCUCAACCAGAUGUGAGAUCAUACGAUUUAAAGCAAUGUGAACAUGAUGAGGAUGACGUGCUCAUAAUGGCUUCUGAUGGAUUAUGGGAAAGACUAACAAGUGAAAAGGCAAUAGAAAUAGUAGGCGAAGUCUUCAAAAGAACUCCCAAAGAUGAUAAAAGAAGAUACGUCGUAGCUGCACAAACCCUCAUUGCUGAGGUGAGAGGAACAUUAAAGGAUAGGGGCUGGAGACGAGCGUGUGGUGAUGUCGGUUCCUAUGACGACAUAACGGUAUUUGUAAUACCGCUGAACAAAAGUGUAUCGGAAAGAAUCACAAAUGUCCACAAUUCGUCAUGAAAAUCCCAGAAUUGAUGCAUAACGUGCGUAUGAAUAGAUACAUAGAUAAAUAUAUAUCGGAUGCAUAGAGUCUGUCUAUAGUAAACAUUGAAUAUUGCACACGCAAAAAAAAUAUUUGAAUUUAUGGUAAAGCUAAUACAAAAAAAAAGCUACUGAAUGGGUUUCGGCAUUAUUUCAAAGAUAUGGGCGAAAGGGAUAUAUAUGGAUUUCUUUAGCUGCUAUCCAAUGUGUAGUAUUCAGUAUCCAGAGGACAAGAUUGGCUCUGUCUCUGAUAGUAUAGACCAAAUUCAAAACUCGCACCGAUGUGAGGCUUAAGUUGUGAACAAAGGGAUCUGGCGUGACUCAAAGUAAUCUGGCGUGAUUCAAAAGUCACGAAUCACGCCAGAUUCCUUUGUUCACAACUCAAGCCUCACAUCGGUGCGAGUUUUGAAUUUGGUCUAUGAUAUAGAUAUUUUAGUUUCUUUCUUAGGGUAGUUUUAAUGUCCCAAGGCGGUCCAUUUUUAAUUAAGUCAUGUUAUAAAACUCCCAUGCUUGUGACCAAGCAAAACCUACUUCCAUACGAACGUCCGAAUGUCAUCCGAUAUCACCCGAACGCGGGACCGUCAUACUCGACUUUCCGAUAAGCUCAUAUUAAAAUAUUGAGAAGCCUCAUGUUUUUGUAAGCAAUGUACGAGGACUUACGAAUCAUUUGCAUAAACCUUCUUCUUAAAGGCAUUCUUUUAACCAUGACAGAACAAACAGUGUUUAAAAGUCAGGGAUGGUUUUAAUAGCUAGGUACGAUUGUAAAGAAUACAAGGGUAAAUACAUUGAAUGAUUGUGAAUUGAUAAAAUGUUAAUUAGCUAGAAAUAUUUGAACGUUUUCAAAUAGCGAAUCAGUAAAUCCAUUAUGUACAUAUAAUAGACCUAAUUGCCAUCAAUGAGCAGUUAAUGGCUCGUUAGUAUCUCAACAGGGGAUAUUCAUUCAUGUUCAAAGGCCUCUUUAGGGGAAAGCUUGCUGUAUUCUAGUCCAUCCUCGGGAACCCAGGGCUGGGGGUAAAAUUCUGUUGCUCGUUUUUGUUUCCAGAAAAAAAAUUUACCCCUGAGUUGCCGAGGAUGAUUCCUAGUCUAGCUUGGCUAUCUUUCGUUGUCAGAUUCUGUUUACACCCAAGCUAGACCACAAUGCACCUCGUUUAUGAAAUGCCUGUUGCUAAAAUCCAGAGUAGAGGAUAAAUUAAAUUUAUUAAUGAUGAAAACUUAAUUAUAUUAUUAAACCAACAAUCAUACUGUGAAUAGGCUGCAAGGAAAAUUAAUAAAAAUUCCAGGAGUAAAAGGU
Actinia tenebrosa (Australian red waratah sea anemone) is the source of this 2848-nucleotide messenger RNA. RefSeq names its product protein phosphatase 1H. Gene Ontology annotation, molecular function: [pyruvate dehydrogenase (acetyl-transferring)]-phosphatase activity. Gene Ontology annotation, cellular component: mitochondrion. NCBI's taxonomy places the organism in Eukaryota, Metazoa, Cnidaria, Anthozoa, Actiniaria, Actiniidae. The record is from RefSeq and is a predicted model, not a curated record. Gene Ontology annotation, biological process: protein dephosphorylation.